GAGGCCGCGACGGACCCACACUGCAGCAGCUGUUGUCCGUGUGUGACUCGCCCGUCCCGGCCAAGCCGCUCGCGAGUCAAACGGCGCAGUGGAGAGGGAGGAAGCAUCGCUUCUCCCUCUCAGGUCCCUGGGGACCGAGUUGGGAGAUCCUGGGUUCUGCCCUCCCCUCGCCUCCCCUGCGCUCGCCCUGCCGCGGAGGAGGAAACGCGAGCCGCGCGCAGACACCACCUCCUCCUCCUCCGCCUCCGCCGCCGCCGCCGCCGCCGCCGCCGCCGUACCCGCGCCUCGGUGCCUGUUGCUACCGCCGCCGCGGGACCCGCCGUGUCCUCAGCCGGCAGGAGAAGAGGCGGGAGUCUUCCCGGCGCCCCGCGGCGGGAAGAGAGCAGCCCGCCGGGCGCGAUGCGCGCCCCGCCCGCCCAGGCCGUCCCCGGGCUGCCCCCAGCACCUGCGCGCCGCGGCCGGGCCGCGGGCUCUGAGCGCGCCGCAGCACAGGAUUCUGCAUCAGAAGCAUGUAAAAUGGAUUGCUUGGUCUAAAACAGAAAACAGUAGCAAUGUUUUGCUGAGUUUCCAGACCUUUCCCAACAUGGAACCAAUAACCUUCACAGCAAGGAAACAUCCGUUUCCUAGCGAGGUCUCGGUGGAAUUUAGCCUCCAGCUGGUGGGCUUCUUACCCGUGCAUUCUCUGACCACCAUGCCCAUGCUGCCUUGGGUCGUGGCAGAGGUGCGAAGGCUCAGUGGGCAGUCCUCCAAAAAGGAGUCUGGUACCAAGCAAGUCCACCUUUGUGUUUCACCCUCCGGACUGAGAUGUGAGCCUGAGCCAGGAAAAAGUCAACAAUGGGAUCCACUGAUCUGUUCCAGCAUCUUCGAGUGUAAGCCUCAGCGAGUUCACAAACUGAUUCAUAACAGUCAAGACCCAAGUUAUUUUGCUUGUCUGAUUGAAGACGAUGCAGCCAGUCAGCAGAGUAUCUGCUAUGUGUUCAAAGCUGAUGGUCAAACAAAAGUGCCUGAGAUCAUCAGCUCCAUCCGGCAGGCCGGGAAGAUCGCCCGCCAGGAGGAGCUCCGCUUCCCUUCCGAGUUCGAUGACACGUUCGCCAAGAAGUUCGAGGUGCUGUUCUGCGGCCGCGUGGCGGUGGCGCACAGGAAGGCCCCGCCCGCCCUGAUCGACGAGUGCAUCGAGGGCUUCAGCCACGUGAGCGGCGGCGGCUUCUCCUCCUCGGAUCAGCUCCGGGCUGCGCCGCAGCCGCCGGGGGACCGGGAGCGGGGUCCGCGGCCGAUGCGCAAGUCCUUCUCCCAGCCCGGGCUGCGCUCCUUGGCCUUCAGGAAGGAGUUUCAGGAUGCAGGCCUGCGGAGUAGUAGUUUUUUCAGCUCCUUUGAGGAGAACGACAUCGAGAACCACCUGAUUAGUGGACACAAUAUUGUGCAGCCGACGGAUAUUGAGGAAAAUCGAACUAUGCUCUUCACGAUUGGUCAAUCUGAAGUUUACCUCAUCAGUCCUGACACCAAAAAAAUAGCGUUGGAGAAAAAUUUUAAGGAGAUAUCCUUUUGCUCUCAGGGUAUUAGACAUGUGGACCACUUUGGGUUUAUCUGCCGAGAGUCUUCGGGAGGUGGAGGCUUUCAUUUCGUCUGUUAUGUGUUUCAGUGCACAAAUGAAGCUCUGGUGGAUGAGAUCAUGAUGACCCUGAAGCAGGCCUUCACAGUGGCCGCGGUGCAGCAGACAGCGAAGGCGACGGUCCAGCUGUGUGAGGGCUGCCCCCUGCAGGGCCUGCACAAGCUCUGUGAGCGGAUUGAGGGAAUGAAUUCUUCCAAAACCAAACUAGAACUCCAGAAGCACCUGACAACAUUAACUAAUCAGGAGCAAGCAACUAUUUUUGAGGAGGUUCAGAAAUUGAGGCCAAGAAAUGAGCAGCGAGAGAAUGAAUUGAUUGUUUCUUUCCUGAGAUGUUUAUAUGAAGAGAAACAAAAAGUUCACGUCCAUACUGGGGAGGUAAAGCAGACAUCACAGAUUGCAGCGGAGAAUAUUGGAAGUGAAUUACCAUCUAGUGCCACUCGAUUUAGGCUAGAUAUGCUGAAAAACAAAGCGAAGAGAUCUUUAACGGAGUCUUUAGAAAGUAUUUUGUCCCGGGGUAAUAAAGCCAGAGGCCUCCAGGAGCACUCCGCCAGUCUGGAUCUGGACAGCUCCAUGUCUAGCACAUUAAGUAACACCAGCAAAGAGCCGUCUGUGUGUGAAAAGGAGGCCUUGCCCAUCUCUGAGAGCUCCUUCAGACUCCUGGGCUCCUCGGAUGACCUGUCCAGUGACUCAGAGAGCCACGCCGCGGAAGAGCCAGCCCUGCUGUCACCCCAGCAGGGCUUCAGGAGGCGCGCCAACACUCUGAGUCACGUCCCCGUGGAAUGCCAGCAGCCUCUGCAGCAGGCACAGGGGUCUCCAGGGCUCUCGCAAAGGAAACUUGUGAGGUAUCACUCAGUGAGCACAGAGACGCCUCAUGAACGAAAUGGGAAUCGUCCACCUGUCGGCGAGUCUAAAGGUGGCUCAGGUCAGUCCUCAGCUGCUCCUCCACCUCGUCUUACCCCCUCCGCCUCCUCGCCCAAUUUCUUUAAGUACCUCAAACAUAACCCAAGUGGAGAACAGAGUGGCAAUGCUGUGCCAAAGAGCAUCUCCUACCGUAAUGCCCUGCGGAAAAAACUUCAUUCUUCUUCCUCUGUGCCAAAUUUUCUAAAAUUUCUGGCUCCUGUAGAUGAAAAUAACACCUCUGACUUUAUGAACACAAAAAGGGACUUUGAGUCCAAAGCCAGCCAUCUUGGCGACGCCAGCGGGACCCCCGUAAAGACACGGAGACACUCGUGGAGGCAGCAGAUCUUCCUUCGAGUGGCCACCCCGCAGAAAGCCUGUGAUUCUCCCGGCAGACACGAAGAUUAUUCAGAGCUGGGAGAGCUUCCCCCACGAUCUCCUCUAGAACCAGUUUGUGAAGAUGGACCCUUUGGCGCUGUCCCAGAGGAAAAGAAAAGGACAUCUCGUGAACUUCGAGAGCUGUGGCAAAAGGCCAUUCUACAACAGAUACUGCUCCUCAGGAUGGAGAAGGAAAAUCAGAAGCUGCAAGCCUCUGAGAAUGAUUUGCUGAACAAGCGCCUAAAGCUUGAUUAUGAAGAAAUCACUCCUUGUCUUAAAGAAGUAACUACAGUAUGGGAAAAAAUGCUUACCACUCCAGGAAGAUCAAAAAUUAAGUUUGACAUGGAAAAAAUGCACUCAGCUGUUGGGCAAGGUGUGCCGCGACAUCACCGGGGCGAAAUCUGGAAAUUCCUAGCAGAGCAAUACCACCUAAAACACCCGUUUCCCAGUAAACAGCAGCCAAAGGACACGCCAUACAAAGAGCUCUUAAAGCAGCUCACCUCCCACCAGCACGCCAUUCUCAUCGACCUCGGGCGAACCUUUCCAACACAUCCAUACUUCUCUGCUCAGCUAGGAGCAGGGCAGCUGUCACUUUACAACAUUUUGAAGGCCUACUCGCUUCUCGACCAGGAAGUAGGCUAUUGCCAAGGUCUCAGCUUUGUAGCAGGCAUUCUGCUGCUUCAUAUGGGCGAAGAAGAGGCAUUCAACAUGCUCAAGUUUCUGAUGUUUGACAUGGGUCUGCGGAAACAGUAUCGGCCAGACAUGAUUAUUUUACAGAUCCAGAUGUACCAGCUUUCGAGGCUGCUCCACGACUACCACCGAGACCUAUACGAUCACCUGGAGGAGCACGAGAUCGGCCCCAGCCUCUACGCCGCACCCUGGUUCCUCACAGUGUUCGCCUCGCAGUUCCCCCUGGGGUUCGUAGCCAGAGUCUUUGAUAUGAUCUUUCUUCAGGGAUCAGAGGUCAUAUUUAAAGUGGCUUUAAGUCUGUUGGGAAGCCAUAAGCCCUUGAUUCUGCAACAUGAAAACCUAGAAACUAUAGUUGACUUUAUAAAAAGCACGCUACCCAACCUGGGCUUGGUGCAGAUGGAAAAGACCAUCAGUCAGGUGUUUGUGAUGGACAUCUCUAAACAGUUACAAGCUUAUGAAGUUGAGUACCAUGUGCUUCAGGAAGAACUUAUCGAUUCCUCUCCUCUCAGUGACAACCAAAGAAUGGACAGAUUAGAGAAAACCAACAGCAGCUUACGCAAACAGAACCUUGACCUCCUUGAACAGCUGCAGGUGGCUAAUGGGAGGAUCCAGAGCCUGCAAGCCACCAUUGAGAAGCUCCUGACCAGUGAAAGCAAGCUGAAGCAAGCGACCCUGGCCUUGGAGCUGGAGAGGUCAGCCCUGCUGCAGACAGUGGAGCGGCUCCAGGGGCAGACGGCAGAGCCGGGUGGCCCGGAGCCUGACCCCGCACCACCGGAGCCUGCAGACCACUGACAACCGGAGCCCAGCCCCCGCCAGAGCACAGCUCCAGAACGGGGUCGCCACCGCCUUGACACUGUCCAGGCCUUAGCUGAGAGAGAUGAAGAUGCCUGAAGGAGAUCGGAGCGUGAAGCGUGCUUCUCAGGGAGGAGACUGGCUUGCCAGCGCACGGAUUCUUCUGAACUAAGAUUCGCAGUGCAGGGGGCGAAUGUCCCGGUGUUGCUGUCAUUGUUUAGGUUCUAAUACGUCCCCUUUCCGGUCCCGGUUACUGUACUCAGUAGAUUUAGAUGGCACGGACUUGAAAUAAAGCACCUUUGUGUUUC
Messenger RNA from Mesoplodon densirostris (Blainville's beaked whale), 4674 nucleotides. RefSeq names its product TBC1 domain family member 1 (gene TBC1D1). The record is from RefSeq and is a predicted model, not a curated record. The transcript has 22 exons. Lineage: Eukaryota; Metazoa; Chordata; Mammalia; Artiodactyla; Ziphiidae. Bases 584 to 4366 code for a protein of 1260 amino acids.